CGCGCCCAACAUCCUGCGCGUCUGCCUUCGCCUCUUCAUCAUCUUCUUCACAUCACCACCGCCCAACCUUCACCAUGGCUGCGCUCUCGUAGUCCACCGGCGCGCGCAUGGAUCCCGAAUCGCAUCUACCUGAUCGCUGUCGCAUCGCGGCGCUGCCAUCACCAGACGAAAAAUCUUUCACCUUUCCUCUCCCCGCGCAUGUCGCCAGCACCAUGGCCGACUCCCAAUCCACACCCAGCCAUUCUCGCGACUCUUCCGCUGGAUCGCCGCUCAUCCCCGGCUCGCCUCGGUUCUCCGCCUCUUCAUCGCGGAGCCAUACCCGCUGGCCAAGCUCGUCCUCCUCUCUCGCAACCAACCCCGACUCGCCUGUGAACGUCGCGAAGUCCCCGCUGCACGACUUGGUGGAGGAGCCGUCUGAACGCGAUGACGAGCUGGAUUUGUCAUGGGAAGCUGAAGUGCUAGAGCGACCGCUUUGUUUAUGCGACUCCGUCUUUUGUGAGCAUCAGCAAAUCCGCUCGGUGCCCGGCACCCGCAAAACCUCAUUAUCGCUCUCCCGCGGCACCGGAGACGAAAGCAAGUCGACUUCCUCCGACAAGCGCCUCAGCUCCGAGAGCCCCGAUGAGGACAAUCUCCAUAUACCCUCCCGGCUAAGUCGACGCUUUGCAUCUGUAUCACGACGUUGGCGUGCGCGAAGCCUCAGCAAGCCCCUCUUGGACACCGGCAUCCGCAGUGCGCCGUUGAGUCGCACUUCUUCUUACAAACAGUUGUCGCUGAAGCAGUUCAUCUCCACGGGAGCGGACUCGGGGCUGGGAAGCAUUGCGUGCGCAUCUCCAACGACAAUGUAUCCGGAAUGCUUUAGCCCCUUGGAAACUCCCUCUGCCGCAGGCGACAAUACUCCUUCCGCACACGAGGAACCCACGGAUGCAAAUCAACCCCCCUUCCAGGAGAUCGAACGCACGCGAACUCCUCUACUUCCCCCUCUACCCUCCGAGCAGUACCAAACGCGCGAUGGCGAGCGAUCCCCCCUCUACCCUCCCCUCUCCGCCGGCCUCACCGCGUCCGAGUCCAUCUUCAGCUCGCCCAUGUCGAGCCCCACCUCGCCCAACUUCUGGUCCCCCGCCCUCUCCACCAUGCCCUCCUCCGUCUCCCUACGCGCCCGCUUCUCGCACAACAACACGCGCUCCAUCGAGGAAUUCCCACCCCUCAGCAUCUCCGGCGAACUCGACCACUGGGCGCUGCACCUCGGCCACGCAAACUUCCACAUCCUCCCCGAACCCUAUCUCCCGCACCCCUCAGCCUCGUCAGACACCACCCCGCCAACAGCAAUCUGCAAACGCCUGCUCGAAGACUGGGAAAGCGCGCGCAUCGAAUUCCUGCGCCACGCCUCCCGCGUCGCCGAACACCACGGCCCGACGUCCCGCAUCUACGACCUCACCUGCGCCAAAUGGAAGGAAGUCGACGCGCAAUGGCGCGCAAACUUCGACCUCGCGCGCGCCGGCCUCGAUCCGGCCUCCUCGGCAUCCACCGAUGCCGGCGACACCUCCGAUCUCCGCCCCCUGCCUGAAUUACAACCAUGUCUGCACAUGCCUUCCCUACCGCAGGACCCGGAGAACCCGGCGAAAUUCCCCGCUGUGGAGGAGGGGGAGAUUGUAGGGCCGAUGGUGCAGCAUGCGCGGGUCGAGGCUGCGCUGCCUGCGACGGGGAUGGCGGGCGCGCUGUCGAGACGGCCUACGCUGCUGCGCCUCUUGACUGAUGCUGCUUCUUUGCUGAGGAGGGGUUGAGUGUGUAUUUUUGAUUUUAUGAGUGAGCGACUUUAGAGAUGUUACCUUAUGACGAGCGUGAGAGUCUAGGCGUAUACAAGGAAAAAAGGGGAAGGGACGGGAAUGGAAUCUCGGGAGAUACGAAGAAUAUACGAUAUGAUGACGCUAUUGUGGAAUGGACGGUCCAAAAUAGAGGUAGUUUAGGAGAUGUGUGUGAGGGGAAUAU
Neohortaea acidophila is the source of this 1986-nucleotide messenger RNA. RefSeq lists its product as uncharacterized. NCBI's taxonomy places the organism in Eukaryota, Fungi, Ascomycota, Dothideomycetes, Mycosphaerellales, Teratosphaeriaceae. The coding region runs from base 108 to 1781 and encodes 557 amino acids. The transcript has 2 exons. The record is from RefSeq and is a predicted model, not a curated record.